Tilletiaria anomala UBC 951 is the source of this 1379-nucleotide messenger RNA. Its product is annotated as PLC-like phosphodiesterase. The transcript has a single exon. Bases 158 to 1273 code for a protein of 371 amino acids. NCBI's taxonomy places the organism in Eukaryota, Fungi, Basidiomycota, Exobasidiomycetes, Georgefischeriales, Tilletiariaceae. The record is from RefSeq and is a predicted model, not a curated record. Gene Ontology annotation, molecular function: phosphoric diester hydrolase activity. Gene Ontology annotation, biological process: lipid metabolic process.
CAUGUAUCCUGUUUGCCACCAACAAGUUAAAGAUUGACCCCAGACUCUGAGCCCUGCAGGCAGGACCGAAGAGCCUUUAUUCUACGAUCCGCUUCGCUAUUCCAAGCACCCAUCCCUCCAUUCCCCGUCCACACCCAGGUUUCGCGUCGUCGUCAAGAUGCUGCCUGCCGUCCUCCUCACAACCCUCGCUGGCAUGCUCGUCCCUUGGCAGGUCCAAGGGGUGCCGUACGCAGUCGCCAAGCGGGCAAGCAUCUGCAACGGCGAUGCAAGUCUCUGCAGCAGGCGGUUCUCCAACGUAACUUUCGUCGGAACCCACGAUUCGUACGCCGUCUCCAGCAGCUCCAUCGCCGCCAACCAGGAACAACCGGUCGCGCAGCAGCUCGCCGAUGGCGUCCGCAUGCUGCAGGCACAAGCGCACAAGUCGCCUAACGCGACCUCGGGCUCCGGCAUCGAUCUUUGCCAUACCGACUGCCAGCUGUUCAACGGCGGCAGCCUCGAGGCCUGGCUCGGCUCCGUCAAGACGUUCGUCGACGCCAACCCGAACGAGGUUGUCACACUGCUGCUCGUCAACAGCGACGGCCUGCCUGCGAGCACUUUUGCGAAGGCGUAUCAGUCUACCGGCCUCGAUGCGAACAGCUGGCAGCCGUCAGGGGGCGAGAGCGCCAUCGCGCGCAACGCAUGGCCCACGCUCGGCUCGAUGAUUGACUCGCGCAAGACGGUCGUUUCGUUCCUCGCGAGCGGCGCCGACGUCAGCUCGGUGCCGUAUCUGCUGCCGGAGUUUAGCUCGAUAUGGGAGAACCCGUAUAACCAGCUGACGGUACCCUUCAACUGCUCCGUGGACCGCAUCGGCGUCGGCCAGGCGGCGAGCAACCUGAUGUACCUCAUCAACCACUUUAAGGAUCUCUCCGCCUUCGGCAGCUCCACCAUCGUCUACCCAGACAAGGGCAACCUCAGCACGACGAACAGUGAGCAGAGCAUCCUCAGUGACGCCAACAACUGUGCUGCCACAUCACCCGGCGCAAGUGGCAACUACCCCACCUUCAUCCUCCUCGACUUCUACGACACACCUUCGCAGGCCCCGUUCAAGGCCGCUGCGCAGAUGAAUGGCAUCCAGUACAAGCCCGCCGCCAAUGCAUCCAAGUCCGAAGGCGGCUCCAGCAAGGGGUCCGGCUCGUCUGGGAGCAGCAGUAGCAGCUCCAGCGCAGAGAGCAGGCUCGCACGGACCGCAGGCGCACUUUCCGUCGCGGCGCUCACCGCAGCGCUGCUGUUGUAAAGUGGUUUGCAGGCCGGUCGAAAGCCCUCAGGAGCAACCGCAGUCUCUGGAUAGGUCUUUAUUUCAUGUAUCGUAGACGGACAAUCACUCAUUCGCACAUGGUCAU